Diaporthe batatas is the source of this 1128-nucleotide messenger RNA. RefSeq lists its product as uncharacterized. The record is from RefSeq and is a predicted model, not a curated record. The transcript is spliced from 5 exons. NCBI's taxonomy places the organism in Eukaryota, Fungi, Ascomycota, Sordariomycetes, Diaporthales, Diaporthaceae. Gene Ontology annotation, molecular function: O-methyltransferase activity. The coding region runs from base 1 to 1128 and encodes 375 amino acids.
AUGGUGGCAGAGCGUUUUUCGAUGCACCCGUGGCGCAUUUUCGCACCUUCAAGAACCUCGCCUCUUCCCGAUACCCAAGAAUCUCGUUGCCUAGGUCCCUAUUUCCAGCUCACCAGUAUCAUUGAAGAGAGCCGGCACCCGAACAGCAGAAUAGUAAAGGGCAAUGGCAGACCACAAGAUCUUGUAGAGCAACUCAAGCUUUUCGUAGAACACCCCGAUACGUUCCAAGCCAACGAGGCCCUGAAACAAGAGCUCCUGAAACUCAGCCGCCAGGCUGCAUCUGAACUGGAGUCACCAUUUGAGACCCUGCAGGGGCUCGCAUACUCCCCACUGCCCCUGGUGGUCACGAGAAUAUGCCAGGACCGCAAGAUCUUCGCCGCGCUGGUCGCGGCGAGCGGGCUCCAGCCGGGCGUCCUUGAGUCCAUCAUGGAAUAUGCGUGUGCCCAAGGCAUGGCGGCGGAGGCGCCCAAGGGGCGGUAUGUCGCGACCAGGCUGACACACACGCUGCUCGUGCCGGCAUUCGUCGACGGCGCAACCCAUUUCCACGAUAACUGCCUCCCCGGGUUUUCCGCGCUCCACCACGCCCUGGACGGGGGCGAUGCUGGGUCAAACCACCUGCCGACGUUGCUGGACGUGGUGUCGUUUGAGACGGAGUUCGCCCAGGACCUACGACAUGACGACGUUGUGUUCGUAGACGUUGGUGGUGGCAAUGGAUCACAGUGUGUGGCGCUCAAGAGGGCCUUUCCUGGCCUCGAGGGCCGGGUCAUCCUGCAGGAUCAACCAUUAGGCGCUCGUGUCUACUACUUCCGCCAAAUUCUCCACAACUUCGACGAUGACGCGUGCGUUCGCAUCCAGAAGUCUCAGACCUCGGCUCUUGGGCCUGACAGUGUCGUGGGGAUCGACGACAAAGUGCUGCCCGACGACAAGCCGGCGGCUGGGACGCCCGGGAUCGAGUACACGGCAGCGUUAAGUAUCAAGAUGAAGGUAAUGUUCGACGCACGAGAGAGGCGUGAGAGUUCUCUGCGGCGGUUGCUGAACCAAGCCGGGCUGCAAAUCAAGGAUAUAAGGAAGUUCACCAGGUUCGACGAUGCCGUAAUCAUUGCGACGAAGAAGCCCCUGCUCGAUUGA